UUUUUUGUAUUUUGUACGUAAAAGCUAAAACUAAUCUUAUGAUAUAAAAUUUAGUAUUUACCAGAUUAAUCUACGUUUGUUACAUAAAACUACAAGUAUGAAGAAAAAGAGACCACUGAGUGAAUUACAGACCUCUAUACUGGGAGAGAAUGAGGAAAACUUAUUCACAAAUAAGCCCAUAGAAGAAGAAGAGUCAGAGAAUGAAGAAGAGAACGAAGAAAAUGUGGCAGAAGAGAGCGAGAGCGAUUAUUCUGGACUUGGUGAGGAUGAGGACUCUGAUUCAGAUGACUCUAUGUUGGGUGAAGAGGAUAGUGAUGUAGAAGAAGGGGAAGAAGUGAAUGAGAAAUCAACAGAGCCAACACAACACACAGAAGAAAAAAAGGAAACAAGCGAAGUUGUGGCAAAAAUAAAUGAAAAACUUGAGAAACAAACUGAAGAUAAUGAUAAUGACACUUCAGAUGAGGAGGACAGCAGAAACACAGUUGGUAACAUACCCAUGCAAUGGUAUGAAGACUUUCCUCAUAUUGGUUAUGACUUGGAUGGGAAAAAGAUCGCAAAACCAAUUCGAAAUAACGAUGAAUUGGAUAAAUUUCUCGAUAAAAUGGACAACCCAGAAUACUGGAAAACGAUCCAUGAUAAAACAACAGGGAGAGACCAUGUUUUAACUGAAGAGGAAUUGAGUUUGGUUAACAGAGUACAACGAGGUUAUUUCUACGAUGCUAAAUAUGACCCUCAUGAACCAUACGUUGACUUUUUCACCAAUGAAAAAAUGUUACACCCAAUAAAUAACGCCCCUGCUCAUAAAAGAAGUUUCACCCCUUCUCUGGUGGAAAAACGAAAAGUUGGCAAGCUUGUCCAUGCUAUUAAAAUGGGUUGGCUAAAAGUUGGCAAGCCUAAGCAAGAUGAUGAAGAACAAAUCAAGUUCUAUGAUUUAUGGGCAGAUGUGAAUGAUGAUAAAAAGAGCCAUAGUGAACUUGCGAGACAGAAAAUGCACAUUCCUGCACCUAAACCAGCACUGCCAGGGCAUGAAGCAUCUUAUAACCCACCCCCAGAGUAUUUGCCAACUCAAGAAGAGAUUGACCAAUGGAAAGAAGACGACCCAGAAGACCGGAAGUUUGAUUUCAUCCCCGAGAAGCACGAUGCAUUGAGAAGAGUUCCUCAAUAUCCCAAGUUCAUCCAGGAGAGAUUCGCCCGAUGCCUCGAUCUUUAUCUGUGUCCUCGUCAGAGGAAAAUGAAGUUUAACGUGAACCCUGAUGACCUUAUCCCUGACCUCCCUAAACCCCGUGACCUUCGACCUUUCCCCACCGUACAAGCUCUGUGUUACAGGGGUCAUCAAGCCAUGGUCCGUACUAUAUCGGUGGAUACUACAGGACAAUGGUUGGCAUCAGGUUCUGACGAUGGUGUAGUUAGAAUAUGGGAAGUACAAACAGCUCGUUGUGUGCGUGAACUUAAAAUAGAUGAAAAGGAAGCAAUCAAAUGUAUAUCAUGGUGUCCUAAUACCAGUGUGUGUCUUCUAGCUAUCACAGUUGACACGAAAAUUAUAAUUUUGAACCCCUACAUUGGAGAUCGACUGGUUGCCCAGGCAACCGACAGCCUCCUCCAAUCAUAUGAGCCAAAUGAGGAGGAAGAGGAGCAGAGUGGGAGCAAGAGUGAGAAGAGCAAUUCCCUCAUUCCUCCCUGGAGAUCUGUAGAAACAGGAUUAGAAUAUCAAGAUGGGUACAGGCUUGUUAUAACACAUCCAAAAGCAGUAUCCAAGGUUACAUGGCAUGCCAAGGGCGAUUACUUUGCAGCCACCGUGCCCAACAAUUCCAAUGCGCAAGUAUUCUUGCACCAACUCACUAAAAGAAGGUCUCAGAAUCCCUUCAGUAAAUGCAAGGGAGCAGUACAGAGCGUGCUGUUUCAUCCGAACCGACCUUUCUUCUUUGUGGCAACGCAGCAAUACGUACGUGUCUACAACUUAGUAAAACAGCAGCUUUCGAAAAAACUCUUGUCAAACGCAAAAUGGAUUUCAUCAAUUGCCAUUCAUCCAGGAGGUGAUAACUUGAUCGUUGGGAGUUACGACUGCCGUCUUUCAUGGUUUGACAUGGACCUAUCUUCCAAGCCAUACCGCACAAUGCGUUAUCAUAAACGCGCUAUACGUGCGUGUUGCUUCCAUCGAAAAUAUCCACUUUUUGCUUCAGCUGGUGAUGAUGGGUCAAUUGUAGUUAGCCAUGGGAUGGUAUACAGUGAUUUAAUGCAAAAUCCGCUAAUCGUGCCGGUUAAAGUACUGAAAGGUCACAAAGUAGAUCGUAACCUUGGAGUCCUGGAUUGUUGUUUCCAUCCUCACCAACCAUGGAUCUUCUCAUCCGCAGCAGAUAAUACGAUUCGUCUUUUCUCUUGAGUUUAAAGCUCAACUCUUGGGUUGUGCUGUAUACCUGUUAAAACGCUAGUUUUUCUUGGGUGUCUUAACGCCAAAAUCCGUCUUGAGUGCAAGUUUUUCUUGUGCUUUGCUAAAAAAAGCAAAAAGACGUAAUUCUGAAGCGUUUUUCCACUUUCUAGUGUGACUCGCUUAGUUUUACUGUCUCCUUGUUUAAAAAUAUUAAAAGAAUUAAUCUGCGGUCGGUA
Ciona intestinalis (vase tunicate) is the source of this 2604-nucleotide messenger RNA. The record is from RefSeq and is a predicted model, not a curated record. NCBI's taxonomy places the organism in Eukaryota, Metazoa, Chordata, Ascidiacea, Phlebobranchia, Cionidae.